UGGAUUUGAAGCCAUGGAUCCCCAUCUUUGAUCUUAUUCCUCCCAUUUCGCCGUUGUUCACUCGUUUGAUUUCUUGAUUCUCACCCUCUAUCUUUUGAAUCCAAUUAUUCCAACUAUAUACACUCGCUAUAAAUCUUUGUGGCAUCAGAUCCGCAAAGCCAUUCUUCACCAUGAAGUUCUCCUUGGUGGCACUGGCAACCCUGGCUGGGGUUGCUGUUGCCGAUUUGGAUCCCAUCGUCAUCAAGGGCUCCAAAUUCUUCUAUUCCAGCAAUGACACUCAGUUCUUUAUGCGUGGAGUCGCCUAUCAACAGGAAAGCACGAGUAGCAGUGGCUACACUGACCCUCUCGCCGACGCCACUGCUUGUGCGCGUGAUGUUCCCAUUAUGGCGAAGCUGCGCACCAACGUUAUCCGUACCUAUGCCAUCAACGCCACAGCUGACCACUCGGCGUGUAUGAAACUCUUGUCGGACGCUGGUAUUUACGUGAUCUCCGAUCUGUCCAACCCCAAUCUAUCGAUCGAUCGCAGCGAUCCUUCGUGGGAAACCGAUCUCUUUGCCCGAUACACCAGUGUUGUUGAUGAACUGGCCCAGUACAACAACACUAUUGGUUUCUUCGCUGGAAAUGAGGUUUCCAACACCGUCGCUACUUCCGACGCCAGCGCUUUCGUCAAGGCUGCUGUUCGUGACACCAAGAAGUACAUCAAGAAGAAGGGCUACCGCUCGAUGGGUGUUGGAUAUGCUACCGCCGAUGUGUCCGACAUUCGUGCGAACAUGGCCGACUACUUCAACUGCGGAGACACCGACGACACUAUUGACUUCUGGGGAUACAAUAUCUACUCGUGGUGCGGUAACUCGACCUACGCGGAGUCUAAAUACCAGGCUCGCACCGAAGAGUUCGCAAACUACUCCGUCCCUGUCUUCUUCGCUGAGUACGGUUGCAACGAGGUCUCGCCCCGCGAGUUCACCGAGGUGAAGGCCCUGUAUGGUGAUACUAUGGCCGAGGUCUGGUCCGGUGGUAUUGUGUACAUGUACUUCCAGGAGGCUAACAACUACGGUCUGGUUUCCGUCGUGGAUAGCACCAGUGUCAGCACCAUGUCCGACUUCAAAUACUAUUCCAGCGAGAUCGCCAACGCCAACCCCACUGGUGUCAAGAAGGCCUCCUACACUCCCACCAACACCGCCCUGCGAAGCUGCCCUACCGUCGGAUCGAAGUGGGCCGCCGAACCCUCCCCUCUGCCCCCUAUCGCUGACGUCCAGCUGUGCGACUGCAUGUACGAUGCCUCCGCCUGCGUUGUCGCCGGAUCCCUCGCCUCGACGAAGUACGCGAAGUUGUUCAGCACCGUCUGCGGCUACACUGACUGCAGCGGACUGACAGCAAAUGCUACCACCGGCGAGUACGGUGCUUACAGUAUGUGCACAACCAAGCAGCAGCUUGCCUUUGCUCUGAACAAGUACUACGUGGAGCAGAACCGUGCUGCCGAUGCUUGUAGCUUUGCCGGAUCUGCAACCGUCAAGUCCGUGACCACGGCCACUGGCAUUUGCUCUACACAGAUGAAGGAGGCUGGAACUGCUGGAACCGGAACUAUCACUACUGAGAACACUGGCACCGCUGGCUCUGACUCUGGCUCUGCUUCCUCAACGGCGUCGGCCACCAAGUCUAGCAGCGGCGCUACCAGCAUGCACUCCAGCUCAUCCUUCGGCUCUUUCCACGUGGCUGUCUACAUUGCCACCGCACUCCUGGCGGGUGUUGGAAUGAUCGCUCUGUAAUUGAGUUGAUCUUGGUUCGUGUAUAUUCUUCGCAUUUGGAUCGUGUGUCUAUUUUCCCUUCUUAUUGCAACAUUUUGAACAUAGGCCUCAGAGCAAGACAUGGUCGACAUAGCGAGUAGAUAGCACUGCUCGCAUCUUUGCUUGAUUGAUUGUUAUUGCCCGUGAAAGAUGUCGAUAUUUUAUUGAAUCAUCCAAAUUGUCAAGAUUGAACUUGAUUUGUAUACCAUUUGCGCACGAUCUUUCUUUUUUGCAAUUCCCAUUAUUUUUUAUUAAUAUAUUCGCA
Molecule: messenger RNA, 2049 nt
Organism: Penicillium samsonianum
Lineage: Eukaryota; Fungi; Ascomycota; Eurotiomycetes; Eurotiales; Aspergillaceae
Product: glycoside hydrolase family 72 protein
Exons: 5
Coding region: 171-1766 (531 amino acids)
Biological process (GO): fungal-type cell wall (1->3)-beta-D-glucan biosynthetic process
Cellular component (GO): fungal-type cell wall; cytoplasm
Molecular function (GO): 1,3-beta-glucanosyltransferase activity
Source: RefSeq, a predicted model, not a curated record